UCUUCUUAGAGGGAAGAUUUACAGCACAGAGAAAAAACAAUAAAGGGGAAAAUGGGACGGGUACAUUUCAAGUUUGUUAUUUAAGUUAUUAGGCUUAGCAACACACCUAUUAACGUUCGUUUGAAACCGUUAUCAACAUUAACAGACUGAACUGGACUUAAUAACAGGAGUGUAUAUAAUUUUAGUAAAUUAUUCUGGUGACUAUCAGCUGCGCUGGGUAUGUAAAUCGGGCCAUCCAGCCGCGGUGCUGAUCGCCACUCGUGCCAAAAAUCCGGACAAAUGUCACCUGAUCAAAGAGCAAAUCUGCAUCAGAUGAGAUCAGCUGACUGCGUGUGCGUGCGCUGUGCACAGCGGUGUGUACUCUGUGUGUUAACAAGAAAAACUCAUAUAAGAAAGUGGUGCACAAAAGCAGGGUAGUGACAGAAUUGAUGCGCAUUAUUGAUAUUUGAAGCACGCGUACCUGCACAUUAACACACGGGUACGAUGGAAUAUAUUUUUUACUCACCUGCUCUCGUCCACUCCCCGCAAAAACUUAGCAGCUGUGCGUGUCUGCAGCAUCGGUGCUCUAAUCGCAUGCGAUGGAGUAAACAUCAAAAGCACAGCUUUAUCAGACAGUUGCAGUUAUAUGUUGGCUGGCAAGUCUUCAGUGCGUCUCAACUGUAUUUCUGGACAUGCUGACGUUGUUGAAGUCCUGCACUGUUUCCGUUCACAUGAUUUCAGUGACUUUAACGAGGCCGUGUUUUAUAAGCUCUCCAUCUGAAAAAGGCUUGCCAUUUCUUGCGAUGAGUUGGGCGACCUCAUAGCUGCUAUUGGAGCUUUUUCCUGGACAAUUUGAGCACGAAAAAAAAUACUGUUGCUGACCCUGCAGGAGAGCUACCCUUUGCUUUAAUUUCUGCUCUCGCUCAGCACUAGUGUAGGAUGCAUGGGCCUGAUGUUUGGUUUCAUAAUGACGUCGUACAUUAUACUCUUUCAUAACUGCCACAGUUUCAUUGCAGAUCAAACAGACACACUUCCCCUUGAAUUCUUUGAAGAAAUAUUCACUCUCCCGCCAUGUCUGAAAUCUAUUGAAACUACAAAAAUUUGCAUUUCCUGCGAAAAUGCUGUGUGGAUGCCUUAACGCUGAAGCUGUCUGCUGAAAAGCUGAAAACGAUGAAAAGUUGCAAAAAGUUGUAUGGUGGUGGAAAAAAAAAAAUGCCACCCUGAGCAGGAUUCGAACCUGGCCCUCCUAGUCUCAAGGCGGCUAUUCAUUUCACUGAGCCAAAGUCAUUCUUACAAAGAAGAGGUGGAAAGACGGACAAUUCUGCUGAAAUGAGCAGAAGCUGCCGAGAAUUGUGCUGAUAAGAGGUGAAAAGGCUGAAAAUUCUGCAGAAAAGAGGUGAAUCAGCAGAAUUUCUGCAGAAAAGAGGCAAAGAAGCAGAAACUUGCGCUGAAAAGAGAUGAAUCAGCAGAGUUUCUACUGAAAAGAGUUUUCUUUUCUGAAAACAGACAAAAAAGCUGGAAUUUGUGCUGAAAAGGGGUGAAGAAGCUAAAGUAUACCAAAUCAAAGUAUUUGUGCCAAAACAUAGUGUUUCUGCCAUAUUGUGGUACUACUACAUUACAACAUGAAUACAGAUUAAAGAAACUGGCAACAAAUUCCUCCACUACAAACCAGUCUGAUACCACUUCUUGCAGUGUUCACAUUUACUAAAGCACUACCCAAAAGGCGCCACAAGAGGGCACUCCAACACAAGAGAUGACCUAUGUACACUGAUGCAGAUUUCCACCCCUCAAACAAACGUAAUUCAAUGCUCAACGGUAAGAUAAUUGUAAAAACUGCUUCCACUGUGAGUGUCAGCAGUGUCUGAAGAUAUAUUGGCACAAGCUUCAUGUCCUAACUUUGCUUUGUUAAAGAGAUAUGGCGAUUUGAAAAUGCCUCCCGUUACAGAAUUUCAGCUCUGAAUUUCAAAACCUCCCCAUCGACUUUGAAUGGGGAGUUGUCAGGGCCAUUUGAAUAUGGGCCGGACUUUGAUCACCCCACCUAUACAUCCUCCAAUAAAAAGGACCAUUCUUCGCCAGCCCAUCACACCAUUUCCUGUACUCUUUACUAUUAAAAAGCCAGCUGAUAGGAAGAUUUCCAUUCUAAGAAUGCAUCCCUUGUCAGUCCUUCAACUUCUUUGUUUUAUCAGCGCGGUGUCUGGGAAACUGAUCCAGGCCACUAUAGGAGACAAUGUUAGAUUUCGCCUCACAGAAGAGUGUAAGACAGGAAAAGGCACACUCCGCCACAAGCUGAUGGAUGGCACCAAUAAGCUGGUUGCCUUUUUUUUUUUUGGUGUCUGGAUGCCGGGGCCAGGUUACAUUAACCGGGUGGAUCACAGCUCGGAUUCUCUGAUAUUAAAGAGAUUAGAUUUCAACGAUCACGGUUAUUACGCGUUUACCUGCAACUACAAACGGAGGGGGGAGCUGGACGAGUUGCACGUUUUUCUGCCCUAUAAAGUUGUUGCACUCCGGGGAGAGGAUGCCACACUGCCAUGUCACUCCGUUACAGUUGGACAGGCUGUGAAAUCUGUGCGCUGGUGGAGAGACGGAGAGCUGGUGCUGGAGCUGAAUCCUCUGUUGAAGCAAAUCACCUACGGAGACGGCUAUGAUGAAAGCCGAGUGUGCAUACCAUCAGACUGGAACCAGCGAGGAGACCUGUCCCUCACCGUGAAGCGCGCUCAGCUCAGGGACGAGGGAGUGUAUUACUGUUACGUGGAGAAGACAGAGAGACACCGCUCUGCUGUCCACCUGCACGUCUCCACACCAUCACCACCACCGGGCAGCACCUCACAGCCUACAACCACACCAACAACAUCAGAAAAAUGUCAUGCUGAAAAAUGCCAGGAAAGGUGAUGGACAUCUCUGCAACGGCAAAGAGGAGAAGGGGCUGAAGAAGACCAACAAAACAUGCUAAAGUUAAAUGGGAACCCUGACUUUAUCCUCCUAAGACCCAAACUCUUCCAUGGCAUGCAUUUUUAAUUUCUCUUUGCUAUUUGGGCAGAUUGGAUCCUGAUGAAUGUAAAAACAAAGAAUUACGAGAUUUUUUUUUUUUUUACCUGAUUUUUGUUUCUGAGAAAAAUGACAUCCACAUAUGAGGACAUUCGUUUUAAAUUUCAAUGGAGGAGUGGCAGUAUAAUGUCCUCAUAAGUGGAUAUCAGGCCUUUGUAGAGCAAAAUUUAGCAUUUUGGUCUACACAACCCCAAAAAAACUUUAAGGUUUUAGUUGUUUCAAAAAAUGAAACAACUAAAACCUUAAAGUUUAGAAGAAGCCUCUUGGAUGAGAGGUGAAGGUCCAGUCACUUUCUUUACAAGCUCUUCAGACCACUUUGCUAAAUUCUUCAUUCUUCAGAACCUUUCUAUUGCACUUAUUAUUAUUAAUUUAAGUGAGCCCUUGUGUUGUUUGUUUAUAGAGAUUUAAAGCUUUACAAGCUCACAGAAGCUGUUCUUGAUAACAAAACGACACUCUGACCUUAUGAAGAUUACAGCCAUUCACACAAUUUUAUUCAUUUUGCACAUUAAAUGUCUUCAAAUGUUUGAUGCAAUAAAUACAGUACUGAAAACCUUUAACAAAAGCGCAUUAAGAUAAAAUGAAUAUACAACAAAGUAAGAAGUGGACUGCAUCAUCAGAUACACGCUACUGUGGACGCACUUUCUCUGGCGACUCUGCCCUGUCUAACAUCCUUCUCCUGUCCUGCAGAUUUGCCCGAUCCCUUACUGUCAGUCACUCUUGUUUAGUAAAAGAUUUGCUGUUUCUUCCAGGUUCAUGUCUAUGCUCUCUCACUUUAGUUACCAGUGCUUACCACAGGUCAUGUAAAUAGUUUACUGAUUGAAUAAAGUGACUUCAAGAACUUCUUGUCUUUUCCUGUUUUGCCCGGAUCUCACACUUGACUCCUAAAAGAACCGCAGUUUGCUAAAUCUGACAAGGAGCCAAAUCUGAUGAUAAAAUAUUUUCUCUGCGGGUAGUCAAGUUUUCUCCCACAGUCCAAAGACAUGCAUGCAUCUCAUAGUGGAGCUGUCAUGGGGAGACAUGCAUGUAUCUUACUCUCUGACAGCCCCAUGACCCUGAAGAAAAUGAAGGGGCAGUUAGAUAUAAAGGUUAGAGUCACAUAAUCUUUUGAUUUUGCUUCAUAAUGCAAAUUAGAACUGAAAAAAGGACUGUGUGUCCCUUUAAAGAAAGAACCUCUCUUCCACUUUUUCUUGAGCAGAUGAAAUUAAAUUAAGUGAAAUCUUAAAGCUGGCACUAAAAGUGCACCCUUAAACUAUAAUAUUUAGCAUCUGCACUUGCACGAGACGGCACAUUUUAAGGGUGUUCAUAGAUGACUGCAGAAUUCACACAUGCAGCCACACAUGCACACGGUGACCAAGCAAGAGCAUGCUACUCACUCAACCUGUUACUGACAUGUUCCUAAAUCAUAAAUCGUACAUAACGAAACUCUGCUGCUCGUGCUCGCUCUGUUGUACACCUGAGCAUAAAUCAAUACAUCUGUAGUCGAAAUCAUAACCUUAAUAUACAACAAAACAGAAGCAAAUGGAAGGAAAUGUCGAGAAAAAAAAAAGAGUAUGUGAGGAAAAUGUAGAUUGCAAGGUGAUUGCAAUCUCUCUUUGUGGUGUUGUAUAAACCUGCGGGUAACAGUGCCGAGUGAAAGGUAUUGACAAGUAAAAACGUGUGUGUGUGUGUGUGUGUGUGUGUGUGUGUGUGUGUGUGUGUGUGUGUGUGUGUGUGUGUGUGUUACACAUGUCAAAGUGUAGCUAGAGGCAACACAAUGUAUAGAAAUUCCUGUUGAAGCCUGUCUUUAUGUAUCUGGAGACUAAUCCUGUACAGAAUAGCCCCCGAGGGGCUUUUAAUCACAAACCAGGGGUUUCUAGGAAUGAAGGGAACAUGCAGCAGAAAGGCAAGGAAGCAAGGAGAGAGAGAGGAGAAAGGUUUGGGUGGGAGAGAAGAUUAAUUUAGAGAAAUAUUUGAAAAAUGUGUGUUUUUCGUUACUGAUUUAAUUGCUGUCCAUCUUUAACACCAACUUUAAUACUAUUAUUGCCAAGUGACAUUCAUCUCUGGGGUUUCUACCUGGCCAAGAGUCUGACUUGUGGUUUCGCCAAGUGGAAACAGCUGGGACCAAAAAGAA
Messenger RNA from Pelmatolapia mariae (spotted tilapia), 5134 nucleotides. RefSeq lists its product as uncharacterized. The transcript is spliced from 2 exons. The record is from RefSeq and is a predicted model, not a curated record. The coding region runs from base 1966 to 2868 and encodes 300 amino acids. NCBI's taxonomy places the organism in Eukaryota, Metazoa, Chordata, Actinopteri, Cichliformes, Cichlidae.